UGAUGACAAAGGUGAAGGUGUGUUGUCCUCUCUCCUGUGCCUCUGAUUUGAGGUUUGCAUCCGAGUGAAGCUACAGUAACUCUUUACACUUGUUUCUUUUGGAGAAGAAAAACCUGAAGAUGGCAGGCAAAGGAAGUAAUGCAGACCGCAUGUCGUGCAGCAUACUGAACUGGGAGCAGGUCAGCCGUCUGCAUGAAGUUCUUACAGAGGUGGUUCCAAUCCACGGACGAGGUAACUUCCCAACGCUGAAGAUAACCCUGAAGGACAUUGUUCAGACUGUUCGGAGUAGACUGACUGAAGCAGGCAUUGUGGUACGUGAUGUCCGCCUGAAUGGUUCUGCAGCUGGUCACAUUCUGGUCAAGGAUAAUGGGCUGGGAUGCAAAGACCUGGAUCUCAUUUUUCAAGUUUCUCUUCCAAAUGAGGCAGAGUUUCAGUUAGUUCGAGAUGUGGUGCUGCGGUCCCUCCUGAAUUUCUUGCCGGAAGGAGUAAGCAAGCGAAAAAUCAGCCCAGUAACACUGAAAGAAGCCUACAUCCAGAAGCUAGUCAAGGUGUACACAGAGUCUGACCGCUGGAGCUUAAUAUCACUUUCCAACAAACAUGGCAGGAAUGUGGACCUGAAGUUUGUAGACUGUAUAAGGCGACAGUUUGAGUUCAGUGUGGACUCCUUCCAAAUCAUACUGGACUCCCUGCUCUUUUACUAUGACUACUCAGAAACCCCCAUGUCGGAGCACUUCCAUCCAACUGUGAUCGGGGAGAGCAUGUAUGGAGACUUUGAAGCAGCUUUUGAUCACCUUCAGAACAAGCUGAUAGCUACCAAAAAUCCUGAGGAGAUCCGAGGUGGUGGGCUCCUGAAGUAUAGUAACCUCUUGGUACGAGACUUCAGGCCCAUGGAUAAGGAUGAGAUCAAAACCUUAGAGCGCUACAUGUGCUCCCGGUUCUUCAUAGACUUCCCAGACAUCCUGGAUCAGCAGCGCAAACUAGAGACCUACCUCCAGAACCACUUCUCCAAAGAAGAAAGGAGGAAAUACGACUACCUCAUGAUUCUGCGCAGGGUGGUGAAUGAGAGCACGGUCUGUCUCAUGGGACAUGAGCGAAGGCAGACUCUCAAUUUGAUAUCUCUGCUAGCUCUCAAAGUACUGGCAGAACAAAACAUCAUCCCUAAUGCCACUAAUGUUACCUGUUACUACCAGCCAGCACCUUAUGUCAGUGACGUAAACUUCGGCAACUACUAUCUUGCAAAUGUUCCUGUGCCAUACAGCCAGUCCUACCCCACUUGGUUGCCUUGCAAUUGAUUGACUCACUUGAGCGUUCUUGAGUGGAGGCUACUGGAGGCCCAGAUGCUGAGUGUAUAUACAGACAAAUAAUUAUCAGUUGGAGGUUUUUUGAUGAAAACGUGACUGUGUUGGACUGUCCUUUUCCUGGUGUGCAGUAGGAAUAUGCAACUAGGUGACCUGCUAUGAACCUCUCAGUAUAUCUCUACAAAUGCCAAGAAGCCUUAUUACCUCUUCAUUAGGAGAAGAAAACCAGUAGCUAAAUGUUAAGAGGAGUAGUUAUGAAACUUGGUACUAAUUCUGGAAGUGGCUCUUAACAUGGGAUCUAAGUGGAAUAUUCAGUAAACUAGGUUAGUUAAUAGAGGAAGGACUGUAAAAUGUCUUGAGCAGAGCAGAAGCCACUCCUGGGAUAGUAGCAAAACUCUGCUUUCUAUUGCCUAACCUCAUUACUCUACACUUCCUCAGUUCAAGUUCUGGCCAACUUUCUAUUGAACUAAUUGUGGAAGAGUGGGCUUGUGUUGAACUUGGGCUGCUUCUACUUUCUGGCUGUGUAAAACUGGUAACCCUAUGGAUACUGUCUGUAUUGUAGAG
Molecule: messenger RNA, 1862 nt
Organism: Athene cunicularia (burrowing owl)
Lineage: Eukaryota; Metazoa; Chordata; Aves; Strigiformes; Strigidae
Gene: TENT5C
Product: terminal nucleotidyltransferase 5C
Exons: 2
Coding region: 120-1292 (390 amino acids)
Biological process (GO): mRNA stabilization
Molecular function (GO): RNA binding; poly(A) RNA polymerase activity
Source: RefSeq, a predicted model, not a curated record